AUGAACCAGAAAAAGGUCACCGGGGAGGAAAAGCCCACAGAAAGGGGAGCGGAACCGGUCGGAGCAUCACAGUUGGAUGCUACCACCAGCAGAACGAAUGAGCAGGAUAAAAAUGUAAACCUGGCUCAAGUGGAAGCUCAAGUGGAAGAUGGAAACACAAAGGUCACCGAAGAGGACUUGGCGGAACUGGGACUGGAUGACCUUUCACUAAACGAUAAGACUGUCGGUGAUGACCUUUGGGCAACUCCAAUGGUCUCGGAUGAAUCGAAUGAAUCAUACUUCACGGAUGAUGAAGCGACGAUGAAUAUGUCCUUCCAGACUGCGAUGAAAGAAGCUGACCGUGCUGAAGGGAUGACACCAUUCAAGGACAUACCCGAGUACCUUAUUGAACGGACACAAACAGGAAAGGUCAGCAAUGUUAGACCGCCAUCACCGAACAGUCCCACAACGACUUUGAGGACUCGCGUGAGGGAGUUGGAAAGCGAACUCGAAGCCAAGGAAAGUCAGGCAAUGAAACGAACAAAAGAAAACCGGGAUAAGCUGUCGUCACUGGAAGCGCGAAUUUAUGAAUUGGAACAACAACAAGUUGACCUGGAAAGCGCAGCGGAUGAAUGGAAAAUCAAAUACGAACGUCAGAGAGAACUCGCGGAAGAAUAUUUGAAAAUGGCAGAUGACAGAGAAAUGGAAGGUCAUCUCGCGGUCGGUGACCUUAAUGAGAGUAUGUCAGAAGAAACAGCGGAAAGGUCACGGCACUUAGCCGAAUUGAAGGACGAAUGCGACUCGAUGAAACUAAAGGUCACCGAAGCUGAAACGAAAAGAGACGAAUACGCAACAAAACUCGCCGAUGCUACUCAGCGACUGUUGACGAACACCACCGAAGUCUUCAAGCUCAGGAAUGACCUGAAGCUGCGCGGCGAGAAUAUCGGGACCCUCCAGAAGGAGUCAUACGAUCACCAGCAAAGGGCUGAUGAAGCCGCUAAGGUGGCAAAGGACUUGCGAGAUCUUACAGCCACCGAAGGUGUACGGUUGAAAAAUGAAAUAAGACAGGUGAUGGAAGAGAACAAGGCGUUGAAGGAUGACAACAAAAAGGUCACCGAUGAGAUCAAAGAGUUAAAAGAAGCCGCCAAGACAAUGGCAGAACAAGGCGCGAGGUGGGAGCACGAGGCACACCUCUUGGACGAAAAGGUCACAGUGCUCGAGUUGAAGGAUAAAGAGUGGCAACAAACGGUCCAUCAGAAGACACAGGAGAUUAUCAGACUGAAUACGGAGCUGAUUGAUAUGACACAAACGGCGAUGACAAGAGAAGAUGAGGUCACCGUGACGAAAAAUCAGCUGAAAGCAGCAGCCGAAGAAUACACGACGUUGGAAAGGGAUGUGACACAGUUGGCGGAACACAUCAGGAAAACGCUCGUGGUUCAAGCGAGUACACUGAUCAGCAUGAUGCGGCAUCGAGCGGAAAUCGAUGGAGCACAUUUCCGACUCACAAGACGAAUGGAAGACGGAUCGUACAAAACGGUAUUUUACGACGCUAAGAAGAACCCUUUGUGGGAGGUCGCCUCACAGGGAUCUCCGAAAGAGACAAGACACUUGGAAAUUCAUCCCCCGGCACAAGAAGGCGGAGCCGGAGAGACGGAAGAGGCGCCGGGCACGUCGGCAAAUCUAACUGAAACCGGAGGGGCAAGACGUUCUCUACAAAGAGUGUUAGAGAUUGCCCAGGGAAGUCAUGAGCACCUUCAGUGUGAUGAACCAAACUGUGGCUAUUGUAAUCCACCUGGAGACGACGAACCAGAGUCGGAAGACGAGGACCCACCUGAGGAAGAAGGCUCAGACGAAGAAACGGCCGACAAGCAUAAAAAGCCCUUAAAGGUCAAGCCCUCAAAAGUCAAACCGAGAAAAGCGCCCAGAUUGGAAGAGGCCAUGAACCGCGACAAGGUUAAGAAAGGCGAUUUUCUCAAGAAACGACGGGAGGAAGAAGAUAAGAAGAAACAACAGGAGGAAGAAGAUAAGAAGAAAAAGAGCGGUGAUGAAAGCGAUAGCACAAGCACCGGAAAGAAGAAAAAAGAUGAACCAGCGUCUCAUGAUGUCGAGAUAUUGGACGAGUCAGUUGGCGAAGUUGAAGAAAGGUCAUCGACACCUACGAAGUCAAAGAAAGUCAUCCAAUCAGCUACAUCAAAAGCAAAGGUCACUGAGCCCGAGUCGCCAAAACCCAGAGCAAAGGUCAUCGCAGUGAAACAAGCUGUCCCCAUUGUAAUGUCCGCAUCCACGAUAAAAGAGCGUAAGGCCAAACAAGGUCGUGAGAAAGCGAAACGGGAGACGUCGCUUGAAUCGGAGGCAUCGGAAGCGAGUCUACCGAGCACUUCGACAGUCAGUGCGAGGUCGUAUACGGAUUCGAAGACAACCCGGUCAAGGACCACAGAACCAAGAAGCCUAGCGGAGGCCUUGGAUAAAGGGCAAAAAGCAAAGAGCGAGCCCGUUAAGACGAAAGGAAAGGUCAAAACAGCCAUGAAAGUUGAUGCAAUGGCAAUGAUCAAUUACGCUGAACCAGAUGGAGAGAGUGAAUUGGACUUUACAGAAGAUGAGGAAUUUGAUGAUCCGGACGAUGACAGUUUGACCACGGUCGAUGACAUCAUCAACGCGUAUAAUGGAGCUGAGAAAAAUUUCACACGGAUAAGAACAGCAUCGGUGACAUCGAAAUUUAAAGCAGGCUUGAAGACAUAUCUCAAGAAACAGCGUCGUAGCUUUACUAAACAGAAGUUCGACGUCGUACUGGAAUUCGCACGGAACGCAGGAAAACUUAUCCAGAAGCACCCGAGUUUCUCGUAUGAGGCCAAGUUGUUCAGACCAGCCAGUUCGGAUAAGGCGCUGACAACUCCGAAUGAAGCGGUCCCAAUGCGAGUGGAAAGGGCAAUCGCGGGAAUGACAAGCCCAUUAGGAUCAACGAGUCACCGGAUUAGCCAAUACAUCAACGCAGUUUGGAACGACGGAAAUGGAAUGAUAAAGGAGAUCGACACGGCAACCGAACGCGUAUUGCCAAAGUUGAUUAAACAGAACGUCCUUGCCACGACAAACGCAAAUAAAGGACACCCGAUCCGAUACACGAGAGUUGGUCUAAUACCACCGGAAAGACAGAUCCACUGUAAUAUGUCCGACAGUCAGGAUAUGGAAAAGGUUACAGUUUCAUCGAAGACAAAAGGCCCAAUGGACUCGGAAUCGGGAAGUGAUGACGAUACUACAACAACGGCUCCUUCUGGACCUGUGACAGAAAAAGGCGAACAGCCGAAAGGUCAAGAGACAUCUGGAACUACCGCAGAAGAUCAACCGAAAGGUCAUGAGACUUCAGAUAAACGGGAGAAAGAAAAGGUCAUGCUCCCGAUGGAUAAGGCAGCGGCAGAAGCUGAAGCGGAUUCGGCGCGCCAGGUGUUUCACAAAUCACUGUUCAUACCAUUAAAGGACGUCUUU
Molecule: messenger RNA, 3459 nt
Organism: Paramacrobiotus metropolitanus
Lineage: Eukaryota; Metazoa; Tardigrada; Eutardigrada; Parachela; Macrobiotidae
Product: myosin-2 heavy chain-like
Exons: 2
Source: RefSeq, a predicted model, not a curated record